CCUUACAACAGCCUUCAGGACCUCCUGGGCCACUGAAGGGGUUUUGUGUGUUGCAGCUACAGGGGGUGUCUGUCCCAGCAAGUGUGUGUGGAGGCCAGGAUGAAGCUGAAGAAGCAGGUGACCGUGUGUGGGGCUGCUAUCUUCUGCGUGGCGGUCUUCUCGCUCUACCUCAUGCUGGACCGCGUGCAGCAUGAUCCUGCCCGGCAUCACAGUGGUGGGAACUUCCCCCGGAGCCAAAUUUCGGUGCUGCAGAACCGCAUCCAGCAGCUGGAGCAGCUCCUGGAGGAGAACCACGAGAUCAUCAGCCACAUCAAGGACUCAGUGCUGGAGCUGACGGCCAACGCCGAGGGACCGCCAGCCCUGCUGCCCUACUACACGGCCAAUGGCUCCUGGGUGCUGCCGCCGGAGCCCCGGCCCAGUUUCUUCUCUGUCUCCCCCCAGGACUGCCAGUUUGCUCUUGGGGGCCGGGGCCAGAAGCCAGAGCUGCAGAUGCUCACUGUGUCAGAGAUGUUGCCAUUUGACAACGUGGAGGGCGGGGUGUGGAGGCAGGGCUUCGACAUCUCCUACAGCCCACACGACUGGGACGCCGAAGACCUGCAGGUGUUCGUGGUACCUCACUCACACAAUGACCCAGGCUGGAUCAAGACCUUUGACAAGUACUACAUGGAGCAGACGCAGCACAUCCUCAACAGCAUGGUGUCCAAGCUGCAGGAGGACCCCCGGCGGCGCUUCCUCUGGGCCGAGGUCUCCUUCUUUGCCAAGUGGUGGGACAACAUCAGUGCCCAAAAGAAGGCAGCGGUCCGGAGGCUGGUGGGGAACGGGCAGCUGGAGAUUGCCACGGGCGGCUGGGUUAUGCCGGAUGAGGCCAACUCCCACUACUUUGCAUUGAUUGACCAGCUCAUCGAGGGCCACCAGUGGCUGGAGAGAAACCUGGGUGCAGUGCCACGCUCUGGCUGGGCAGUGGACCCCUUCGGCUACAGCUCCACCAUGCCCUACCUGCUGCGCCGUGCCAACGUGACCAGCAUGCUCAUUCAGAGGGUGCACUAUGCCAUCAAGAAGCACUUCGCUGCCACCCAUAGCCUGGAGUUCAUGUGGAGGCAGACGUGGGACUCCGACUCCAGCACGGACAUCUUCUGCCACAUGAUGCCCUUCUACAGCUAUGAUAUCCCCCACACCUGUGGCCCGGACCCCAAGAUCUGCUGCCAGUUCGAUUUCAAACGCCUGCCUGGUGGGCGCAUCAACUGCCCCUGGAAGGUGCCGCCCCGGGCCAUCACCGAGGCCAACGUGGCAGAGAGGGCUGCCGUGCUCUUGGAUCAGUAUCGCAAGAAGUCCCGGUUAUUCCGGAGCAAUGUUCUUCUGGUACCUCUGGGUGAUGACUUCCGGUAUGACAAGCCCCAGGAAUGGGAUGCCCAGUUCUUCAACUAUCAGCGGCUCUUCGACUUCCUCAACAGCAAGCCAGACCUCCACGUUCAGGCCCAGUUUGGCACGCUGUCGGACUACUUUGAUGCGCUGUACAAGAGGAGUGGAGUGGAGCCUGGGGCCCGGCCCCCGGGCUUUCCUGUGCUGAGUGGAGAUUUCUUCUCCUACGCUGACCGGGAGGACCAUUACUGGACUGGCUAUUUCACUUCUCGGCCGUUCUAUAAGAGCCUGGACCGUGUUUUAGAAGCCCACCUGCGGGGGGCGGAGAUUAUGUACAGCCUGGCUGUGACUCAUGCCCGCCGUGCUGGCCUGGCCACCCAGUACCCGCUAUCCGACUUUGCCCUCCUGACGGAAGCCCGGCGCGCCCUGGGGCUCUUCCAGCACCAUGAUGCUAUCACCGGCACUGCCAAGGAGGCAGUGGUUGUGGACUACGGCGUCAGGCUCUUGCGCUCCCUGGUUGGUCUCAAGCGGGUCAUCAUCAAUGCUGCUCACUACUUGGUGCUGGGCGACAAGAGCACUUACCACUUUGACCCUGAGGUGCCCUUUCUUCAGGCGGAUGACACUCGCGUGAAUCAUGAUGCCCUGCCUGAGCGCACGGUGAUCCCACUAGAUCCCUCGCCCAGAUUUGUGGUGCUCUUCAAUCCACUGGAACAUGAGCGGCUAAGUGUGGUGUCCUUGCUGGUCAACUCACCACGGGUGCGCGUCUUCUCUGAGGAGGGCCAGCCCCUGGCUGUGCAGAUCAGCCCCCACUGGAGCUCUGCCACGGACAUGGUGCCUGAUGUCUACCAGGUGUCUCUUCCUGUCCGCGUGCCAGCGCUGGGCCUGGGUGUGCUACAGCUACAACAGGGCCUGGACAGGCUCCGCACACUGCCCUCAUCUGUGCGUGUCUACCUGCAAGGCCGACGGCUGACUGUCAGCAGGCAUGAGGCAUUCCCCAUGCGUGUCAUUGACACAGGUGCCAGCGACUUCGCCCUCAGCACCCACUACAUGCAGGUCUGGUUCUCAGGCCUGACCGGGCUCCUCAAGAGUAUCCGAAGGGUGGAUGAGGAGCAGGAGCACCGAGUGGAUAUGCAAUUCCUUAUCUAUGGCACCCGAACUUCCAAAGAUAAGAGCGGAGCCUACCUCUUCUUGCCUGACGGCGAGGCCCAGCCCUACAUCCCCAAGGAGCCCCCUGUGGUGCGGGUCAUGGAAGGCCCCUUCUUCUCUGAGGUUGUGGCCUACUAUGAGCACAUGCAUCAGGUGGUGCGGCUUUACAAUGUGCCAGGGGUGGAGGGGCUGUCCUUGGACAUGGCAUCCCUGGUGGAUAUCCGGGACUACGUCAACAAGGAGCUGGCCCUGCGCCUCCACACAGACGUGGACAGCCAGGGCACCUUCUUCACAGAUCUCAACGGCUUUCAGGUGCAGCCCCGGAGGUACCUGAAGAAGUUACCCCUGCAGGCCAACUUCUAUCCCAUGCCUGUCAUGGCCUACAUCCAGGACCCACAAGAGCGCCUUACAUUGCACACUGCCCAGGCUCUGGGUGUCUCCAGCCUUGGAAAUGGCCAGCUGGAGGUGAUUUUGGACCGGCGGCUCAUGCAAGAUGACAAUCGGGGCCUUGGGCAGGGGCUCAAGGACAACAAGAGGACCUGGAACCAUUUCCGCCUCCUGCUGGAACGGCGCACUGCGGGCCCAAGUCCAAGUGAGCCUGGCUUUCUCACUAAACUGGCAGCUAUGUUUAGGAACUUGUCUCUCAGCAGCAGCAGCAGCAGGAAGCAAGAGGUCCAGGAAAGCUACCCAUCCCUGCUCAGCCACCUGACCUCCGUGCACCUGAAUACCCCAGUGCUAGCCCUGCCUGUGGUCAAGAGGCAGUCCCCAGAUCCUGGGCUGCGCCCCUUUCAUCCUCUGGCUGUCUCAUUGCCUUGUGACUUCCACCUGCUCAACCUGCGCUCGCUCCCAGCUGAGGAGGACACCCUGCCCUCGCUGGACACAGCACUCAUUCUGCACCGCAAGGGCUUUGACUGUGGCCUUGAGGCCAAGAACCUGGGCUUCAACUGCAGCACAAGCCAAGGCAAGGUAGCAUUGGGGAGCCUCUUCCGGGGCCUGGAUGUGGGCUUCCUGCAGCCCACCUCCCUGACACUACUGUACCCACUGGCCUCGCCCUCCAACAGCACUGACAUCUAUAUGGAGCCCAUGGAGGUCGCCACCUUCCGUCUCCGCUUGGUGUAGGGCUCCCCAUGCCUGAAGACAGCUCGUCCACAGGCUGCCUCUUCAAGUGACUAUUGGGUUGGGCAAGCCACGCUGGCAUCCCCUUCCAAGCUGCCUCCAAACUGUGACAUUUGCUGCUUAUUGUUGCUUCUGUGUCAAGAGGCAGCCCAUGUAGGCCAUGGCAGGUAGAUGGCAGAAGCUAGCGAGGUCAGAGGGGAAGGCCCUGCACCAGAGUGGGUAGCCACCCAGCUGGACACAGGCUCCAGUACUCAUCUUUUUCGCCAGAAUGGGAUGUAGGAGACAUGAGGGCAGACAGCGGAGGUCAGGGAGACUGUCUGGGUGACAACCCAGUGCCCGAGGUCCUGCAGAACUGUGGGAGGAGAGGGUGGGGGGCCUGGGCUGAAGGAGAUGGGAUCCCCACUGCCCCUCAGUCCCAAGGCCCGGCCCCACCCUGUGCCACCUGGCAUGCUUGUCUUUGGCUUGGGGUGACCCCAGGCAGGCAGGCAUCCCAAGAAGGCGUCCACCUCAUGCCUGGAAGUCAGACUCUGCAGCUCUACCUAUGGUUACCCUUCCACAGAAGCACUGGACUUCUGGCAUGGGGGC
This is a messenger RNA of Ochotona princeps (American pika), 4206 nucleotides long. It is a transcript of the gene MAN2A2, whose product is annotated as mannosidase alpha class 2A member 2. Lineage: Eukaryota; Metazoa; Chordata; Mammalia; Lagomorpha; Ochotonidae. Gene Ontology annotation, molecular function: alpha-mannosidase activity; carbohydrate binding. Gene Ontology annotation, biological process: N-glycan processing; protein deglycosylation; mannose metabolic process. Bases 100 to 3624 code for a protein of 1174 amino acids. Gene Ontology annotation, cellular component: Golgi membrane. The transcript is spliced from 23 exons. The record is from RefSeq and is a predicted model, not a curated record.